AUGGCUUCCUUGCCCAUGCAGCCCUCGUCAGUUCGAGGUCGUAGAAACAUUCCAGCCUUCGAAGAUGGGGACACAACGGUUAUGCUGCGUCGCCUCCCGCUCGAUUUGGGCACGCAGGCGCUUUUAGAGAUCCUUGACCAGGUGGCUCCGCGACUCUACGAUCUUGUCUAUGUGCCCUUCGACAGGCGAAGGAAGGUGCACAUCGCCCUCGCCUGGGUCAAUUUCACAACUCCUGAAACAGCAAGGCAAUCCGCCAGCACUCUCUCUCAACUCCUCAGUUCAGAUCCGGAAUGGAAUGUGGAGGUGCGACCUGCCAAUGUCCAGGGGCGUGAUGCUAAUCUCGCUUACUUCAUUGCCCGGUUUGGCACUACAGCUCUUGCCAAACCCCAUGCACCACUAGUCUUCGCUAACGGCAGUGCGGUAGCUGACCGGUUGGCUUUCGUACGCCGUACAGUCUCUCCUAGUCUGCUCCGGGAGGCAGCCGACCUUGUCGCCGCGGAGAGACCCGUGCAGAGCCGAAAUGGCUGCACGCGCAGGGCCCAAGGCUUCAUAUGGAGGCCGUCGGCUUCUGCAGCCCCAGAGGACCAGCACUGGCAGCUUCCAUCAAACACGGCUACAGGGCUGGCUGGGAACACAGGCAAUGGUUGGAACUGGAGGCUUCUGCCGCCGGGCGAAAGCAACAGGCAGUACUCGCCUUAUGCCGGACCCGGCCAGGACGCUUCCGCGUUCGCCGUCUCGGAUAACAGAGACAUCACGGGCGUGGUCUUCAGUCUAUAA
Symbiodinium sp. CCMP2592 is the source of this 777-nucleotide messenger RNA. NCBI's taxonomy places the organism in Eukaryota, Dinophyceae, Suessiales, Symbiodiniaceae. The record is from the annotation of a GenBank genome assembly.